AUGCUCAAGACACUUCCUCCCAAUGUUAAGAGUCUUUUUCCUAAAGAGAAUCUUGAGUUUGCAGAGAGCAUCAGUGAAGAUGAGGCAAAAAUCUUGAAAGAGGUAUUUGAUAAAUAUGCCACAUUCGAUGAGAUCGGUGAGAUGAUUGAAGCUGUUGAGAAGCAAAAUCCUGAGUUAGCUAAGAGAAUGCGAGAUGUUCUUGCUGGCAAUUGUGCCCGCUUAGAAGGAUUGAGCCCUGCAGCUGUUGACUUUAGCAAAGAGGUAGCCAUAUAUUUUAAUUAA
Molecule: messenger RNA, 282 nt
Organism: Strongylus vulgaris
Lineage: Eukaryota; Metazoa; Nematoda; Chromadorea; Rhabditida; Strongylidae
Source: the annotation of a GenBank genome assembly